AUGUCUACAUCAAAGAUUGAAAUCCCUUCGUCCAAAUUCCUCCGAGGCAACCACACCGGCCUUGGCUACUGUGCAUGCUCAAGAUGCGGCCGAGAAGGUCAAAUUAUCUGCCAAUCCGUUCGAAUCAACCACAUUGAAGAAAAACGGCUCGAGCUAGAAAAGAUCAAGCUCAGCUUACCUCAGUAUAUCGGCCUACCGGUAACGCCGGGCGAGAAGAAGCUAGAGUACGAAAAAAUCCGUGAAUAUGUUCUGAUGGAGACUGGGAAAACAUUUCCGGUACAAACGGAGGAUGAAAACUUAGACCCCGUCAAGCAGACUAGCCAGGAACUUAUGAAUCCCCAGGCAAUUGCAGUGGCUAAUACUUUCAUGAACGUGUAUUAUCCCGACCAUCGCGAUAAUACGCUAGAAGCGAAAGAUAUACACGGUCCGGAGGGCAAACUACUUGAGUAUGCCUUCGAACAUAGAGUUCGAUUAAAAUAUUUAGAGAUUGUUUCGUUGUGGAAGCGUAUCGAGAAAUUCCAUGGGGAUCAUCAACAUGGCUCAACCAGAGGGACGAUAUCGAUACCGCGUAAUAAAGUUGUGGACUCCAGGGAGACUUUGCCGGAAACCGGCACACCUGCGACUCGACGUUGGAAGCGCUUGAAUUACCUUAACCUCGAUGAAGAACCUAACUUCUUCCCUGGCGUUGUGACAGACAUUGGACGCAUAAUUUGGCUUACGAGACAGGCAAUGGAAUAUGACGGAGAGCUCCUUGGUCGGUAUAACAGAAGGGAACUUGACUCGAUGGCACUUGAGCUUUUUAUGAAGUUUUAUCUCAGUGAGUUAGGAGGUAAGGCAGAUUUUAUGGACUUUAUGAGUGUUAGCAACAUGACGGCGCCAGAUUCUCGGAGUGCUUAUUCUACCUUUCUGGUACGAGAGUGGAACGCGCAAAUACAUCAAGACCUCAAGGAUAUUACAAUUGCGAGGUUUACCGGUGAAUGA
Orbilia oligospora ATCC 24927 is the source of this 981-nucleotide messenger RNA. RefSeq lists its product as uncharacterized. Bases 1 to 981 code for a protein of 326 amino acids. The record is from RefSeq and is a predicted model, not a curated record. Lineage: Eukaryota; Fungi; Ascomycota; Orbiliomycetes; Orbiliales; Orbiliaceae. The transcript has 2 exons.